UUAUAAAGUGUUAGAAAAUGAGGAAUUGCACUUUGCGAAGGGAAAGAAAGAAGAGAGAGAAGCUGCGCACCUUUUCACACUAGUGCUGAUUGCUGAAACUGGCAUCGCUCGCCAUUUGCGCAAAGAUCCCAACAACAACACCAUUCGAAAGUUGAAACUGAAAAACACCAAUCCCUCCUCGUACGAGGUUUCCUUGUUCCGUCAUCAAUUCUCGUGUUUAAGGACACAGUUUGCUUGAUACGUUUUCAAGUUUUCAUCUCCAUGUUUUGAUUUUGAAGAAUAAGGAGUAUGCAAUUGACUACUACAGAUGUGGUUUUGCUAUAAGUGGCCUGUAUAUGGUUUCAGGUCUUGUGAGUGUAAGCAGCAUGGAGGAUAUUCAAUUGGAUAUUAGUUGGGACGAUGUCGCCUGUCCCAUAUGCUUGGAUUUUCCUCAUAACAGUGUUCUCCUUCAUUGUUCAUCUUAUGAUAAAGGAUGUCGUGCUUUUGUGUGUGACACAAAUCAAUUGCACUCUAAUUGUUUGGAUCGCUUUAAAAAUUCAUGUGGCAUGCCAUCCUCUCCAGUGUCUAAUGCAACUUCCACUGAAACUACUGAAAAUAGUGAUGAUCAUGAGGUAUCAAAUGGUCAAUGCAAUCUGACUUGCCCCUUGUGUAGAGGUGAGGUUUCUGGGUGGGUUAUAGUUGAUAAAGCUCGCAUUCAUCUUGAUGAGAAGAAGCGUUGUUGUGAUGAAGUGCGAUGUACUUUCAUGGGAAGUUACUUGGAGCUACAGGAACAUGCUCAACUUGAACACCCUCAUGCACGCCCAUCAAAAAUUGAUCCUGCCCGCCAGCUUGAUUGGGAGAAUUUUCAACAAUCGUCAGAGAUCAUAGAUGUUUUGAGCACUAUUCAUUCAGAAAUCCCCAGAGGGGUGGUUCUAGGAGAUUAUGUGAUUGAAUAUGGGGAUGACGAUGCUAGAGACGAGUUUGAAGACUUCCCUGGAGAUGAGGGAAACUGGUGGACCUCUUGUAUUCUGUAUUUUGACAACUUUAGAAGAUCCAGAAAUAGAAGGACAAGAGUCAGUCGUACAGGAAGGGAUAAUCGCCGUUUAAGUUAUGAUACUUCAAAUUCUGAUGAAGGUUCUGUAGUAUCUAUGGAGUAUGCAGAUUAUAGGAUAGAAGAGAUUGAUGAUGACUUUGUUAGUACUAGUGGCUCUUCAAGGGGUAGCAGUGGUUAUCGCAGGCACCAUGUGAAUUGAAGGGAAGAAAAAGUCAUGGGGACAUGGAAAACAUUGUGUUUCACGAUGCUAAGAUUACAUUUAGCUUGUCUAUUGCUUUUACCAUGAGAUGUGGUGAUUGGAGAACUCUGUAGAUUUGACAGUUCCAUGUGGUCACAUACUCAAUUUCUUUUGUUUUAUGCUUUUAGCUUUAAAAUCACACUUUCUGUCUGAAUCUAAGGAAGUAUGCUAGCAAUUACAAGCCUGUUGUUAAUUUCCUCAUAGGCUAGUGAUUUAGCUAGCAUUCUGCUGCUUGACUAUGGAAUAAUGAUUUUUUUUUUAAUUUUAUUUUCCCUGUACAUAUAGGAUAUAGCUAAUUGAUCGUGAUGUGUUUAUAAAAACAUAAAGAUGACAAUUUCUGUGUCACUCAAAUUAUUUUAUAUUUUGCCCAUUUACUAGUUGCUCGCUUGACUUCA
This is a messenger RNA of Glycine soja, 1666 nucleotides long. RefSeq lists its product as uncharacterized. NCBI's taxonomy places the organism in Eukaryota, Viridiplantae, Streptophyta, Magnoliopsida, Fabales, Fabaceae. The transcript has 3 exons. The record is from RefSeq and is a predicted model, not a curated record. Bases 336 to 1232 code for a protein of 298 amino acids.